This is a messenger RNA of Cornus florida, 2663 nucleotides long. Its product is annotated as phosphatidylinositol/phosphatidylcholine transfer protein SFH3. NCBI's taxonomy places the organism in Eukaryota, Viridiplantae, Streptophyta, Magnoliopsida, Cornales, Cornaceae. The transcript is spliced from 14 exons. The record is from RefSeq and is a predicted model, not a curated record. Bases 435 to 2231 code for a protein of 598 amino acids.
ACCGAUUAGGGUUACGUACUCAGAAUUUGAACGGCGUGGCUUCCAUUUCGCAUUUUCUCUCUCUAAAAACACAGUAUCCAACAGCUCAGUGGAAGGAGACUUCGUCAAUAACAUGAAGCAGUUUCUCUCUGUCUCUCUCUAUACAUGCAUAUUUAUAUAUGUGUGUGUGUUUAUUUUUUCUAUAAUUGGGCGGUUGGUUAUAGCUGUCUCUUGGCUAUGCUGGUUGUUUGGGGCCGCAACUUCAGUGGAUAAUCGGUGAUAUAAACUCUCGCUCUCAUUCUUUCUCAUUGCCCCACCCACUUUAUUUGUUUAUACACUGGUGUUGGCACUUGGUGAGGGCGCAAGUUCUGGCAUUGUGGUUUGAGUGAUUGAUCCUCCUGCACUUUUUAUAUCUUACUUGACCAAACUUGCAAACUAUAAUCACGAGUAAUAACAUGUCUGGAGCCCUUGAGCAACCCAUUAAGCCAGUUCUUGAAAAACCUGACUUCGAAAACUCCGAGGAGGAGAGGAAGACAAGGCUUGGGUCUCUUAAGCAGAAGGCCAUUAAUGCCUCAAACAAGUUCAGGAAUUCUUUGACUAAAAGGGGACGGAGAAAUAGUAGAGUCAUGUCUAUUGCGUUUGAGGAUGAGCGUGAUGCAGAGGAAGUUAAGGCGGUGGAUGCAUUGCGUCAAGCACUUAUAUUGGAAGAAUUACUGCCUACAAAACACGAUGAUUAUCACAUGUUGCUAAGAUUUUUGAAGGCCAGGAAAUUUGAUAUUGAGAAAACAAAGCAGAUGUGGUCUGAUAUGAUCCAGUGGAGGAAGAACUUUGGUGCUGACACGAUCAUGGAGGAUUUUGAAUUCAAGGAAAGAGAUGAAGUGCUCGAAUACUAUCCACAAGGAUAUCACGGGAUUGAUAAGGAUGGGCGACCUGUUUAUAUUGAAAGACUUGGUAAAGUUGAUGUGAACAAGCUUAUGCAAGUUACGACUUUGGACCGCUACGUGAAUUACCAUGUUAAGGAGUUUGAGAAAACCUUUGCCAUCAAGUUCCCAGCCUGUUCAAUUGCGGCGAAAAAACACAUUAAUCAGAGCACAACUAUUUUGGAUGUUGAAGGAGUGGGACUGAAAAAUUUUAAUAAGACUGCAAGGGAACUUAUUCAGCGCAUUAACAAGAUUGACAGUGACAAUUAUCCAGAGACCUUGUGCCGUAUGUUCAUCAUUAACGCAGGAUCUGGGUUUAGGCUUCUGUGGAACACUGUUAAAUCAUUCCUUGAUCCAAAGACCACAGCAAAGAUUCAUGUUCUGGGUAACAAAUAUCAGAGCAAGUUGCUUGAAAUAAUUGAUGCUAGUGAGCUGCCAGAGUUUUUGGGUGGUAAAUGUACUUGUGCAGACAAGGGUGGUUGUAUGCGUUCUGAUAAGGGCCCAUGGAAUGAUCCUGAUCUAUUGAAGAUGGUUCAUAAUGGUGAGGCCAAAUGUGCGACAAAAUUUUUGAUUCCGACCAUUGAUGAGAAGGUCAUUUCUGAGGACAAGAGCCCAAACCAAGAGAGCGUGAAGCAGUGCAACUCCUUCAACACAAAAACAGUCACGGGCAUGGGCUCACCCAGUCAUCCACAACUCUUUCCGGUUUAUGAAGAAGUUCAUGCAAGCAAAGGCCAUGGUGCAUAUGAGCAUGCAAGCUUCAUUCCAGUUGUUGACAAGUCUGUGGAUGCAGCUUGGUGUAAAGCUCUACAAAAAGAUGAAUUUGCCCUUUCUAAAGAUUGUUAUCCCAUGCCUGAUGCAUGCAGAACUUCUCAAGGAAUGAACAAUCAAGGAAUAAGCAAUCAUCUUAUGGCCGGGUUUAUGUCGUUUUUAUUGGGCAUUGUCACAAUGGUCCGUUUCACACGCAACAUGCCAAGAAAGCUUACAGAUGCUACCCUCUAUUCUAGUUCAAUGUGUGGUGAUGAUGCAACAAUGAUCAAAGGCCAAGGGCAUCCAUAUCAGUUACAAGCACCCCCCAUUUCCAGUGCCCAGUACUUGUCCAUGAUGAAGCUCAUGAGUGAACUAGAGGAGAGAGUGAGCAUUCUCACGCAACAACCUGCAGCAAUGCCACCUGAGAAAGAAGAAAUGCUGAACAGUGCUUUGAGUCGGGCUGAUGCCUUGGAGCAAGAGCUUUCAGCAACCAAGAAGGCACUUGAGGAUGCGCUUGUUCGACAGGAGGAACUAAAUGCUUACGUUGAGAAGAAGAAGAAGAAGAAGAAGUUCUUUAGUUUCUAAAUGCAGAAGCCAUAGAAAAGCUAGAGUAUUUCGAAAAUGGCGGCGAUGGUGAUUUUCAGCCCCACAAAUGCUAUAUAGAGCUCUCUAUGUUCACUCUGUUAAAAUUCUCAAAUCGGAGCGCUACCACCGUACAAUAUGAAGUUGGCCAUGAUUAAAGCUCAAGGUCCCCCCAUCACACUUUCAUGUCUAGAACUCAAUUCAAUCCAAAAGUUGACUUUUGACUGGUGAAAUGAAAAUAGGAUUUAUGUGACAGGAGAAAGAUUUCUCAAUCCUAAGCCAGAAAGAUAAUACGAGUAAUUAACAAAGUUACAAUUGGUGUGCUGGAUUUGUUGUUAGAAAGUGAAUGUUCUAUGCAAGAAAUAUGCGACUAUUGUACAAUACAGUUUGCAAUUUGGAGAUAAUUAUAUACAUAUAAAAUUUGUAAGUUUAGCA